AUGGGCGAUUUUUUGGAGCUGCAGUACAAGUAUGGCUCACGGAGAGGCGACUCUACGAUACGACCUUUCUACUAUCCAGAGUCAUCUUCGUCAGGAAGCUCGACUGAGACAGUACAUGAGACCAGGCUCAAGGCUUAUCUACCGAUCUUGGCCACGUACCUGUCCUGUGAAAAGUACCUGGGCCUGAUCGGCGCCUACCCUGCGAUUGUCAAGACAUCGCGUGAGGGCGGGAAUAGUGGCGACCUUCGGGAUUCGGAGUCUGAGAUUGAAAACGAUCAUAAUUAA
This is a messenger RNA of Linnemannia hyalina, 285 nucleotides long. NCBI's taxonomy places the organism in Eukaryota, Fungi, Mortierellomycota, Mortierellomycetes, Mortierellales, Mortierellaceae. The record is from the annotation of a GenBank genome assembly.